This is a messenger RNA of Amborella trichopoda, 822 nucleotides long. RefSeq lists its product as uncharacterized. NCBI's taxonomy places the organism in Eukaryota, Viridiplantae, Streptophyta, Magnoliopsida, Amborellales, Amborellaceae. The record is from RefSeq and is a predicted model, not a curated record. Gene Ontology annotation, molecular function: zinc ion binding; nucleic acid binding.
AUGCAGUCCAAGAUGAUGUCAGGGACUACGGCCACAUGGGAGAAUUUCCUUGUGGAAUUUGAUAAGAAGUACUUCCCCAACUUCGUCCAAGAAGGGAAGGAAGUAGAAUUCAUCCAGCUGCAACAAGGGACGAUGUCGAUAGAGCAGUGCAUAGCCAAGUUUGAGGAACUUUUUUGGUAUGCGCCGCAUAUUAUCAACACAGAGGCUCGCAAGGCGAGAAAAUUUGAGAGGGGCCUCAGACCAAAUAUCUGGGGGAGAGUGAUAUCAGCCAAUCUUAAGGUGUUCUCUCCAUUGAUGGACCUAGCAAUGAAGAUCGAGAAGGAUUGUGAGAAGCACCAGCUAAGGAAGGAAGGGAAAGUAAGGCACCCACCAUCUGAAAAUUUUGGGAGGAAGGCUCGACCACCGCCAAAGAGAGACUUUAGGGGAAAGACUAAGCAGGGCAAUGUGAAGACCCAUAAGACUUUCCUGAGUGAUGUGAGGGAGAACCAACGCCCGACAUGCUCGUAUUGUGGGAUGCGCAACCACUCUAUAGUUGAAUGCUACAAGAACACAAGAGCGUGUUUCGGGUGUGGCAAUCCUGACCACAUGAUAAAGGCCCGCCCUAUGAUGAAGCCGAAGAACAAACUGAAGACUCAGGGUCGGGUUUUCGCACGCAUGGAGCAAGAGGCUAAGGCUUUUACCUUAGUAAUCCGAGGUAUACUCUUUGUUUGUGAUAAAGAAGCUAGAAUUCUGAUAAACCUUGGUUCUUCUCAUGCUUUUGUUGCACCUCAUUUUGCAUGUCAUCUAAAUGUUGAACCUUCACCUCUUGACUAUACUUUAUAA